AUGGCAACGACGGAUCCAACGUCGCGCCUCCGAGAAAAGGGUCCGAGUCUGAAGAACAAGAACAAGAACAAGAGCAAGAACAAGGACAAGAAGGAGAAGGACGAGCCCCCUCCACAGGCUUCUGAUGACGGCUGGGAUUGCCAAUGGGACCCCAACACCCGGGCAUGGUUCUUUUAUAACCGCUUCACUGGCAAGACGCAAUGGGACAAUCCGCGCGCGCCAAGCGCAGCAGGUCCCGCAGCGGCGGCGGCCUCGUCUGCCGCCCUGCUGCCCGCUGCAGCUCCAGCUCCCCCCGGCGACGCCAUAGUCACCGGCUACAACCCCGCCAUACACGGCGACUACGACCCCAACGCAUGGUACGCGCAAAAGUACCAGCAGGCGGACGAGCCAGCCCCUGCCGCAGCGGUGCCUAGCAUGGCGGACGAGGACGCGUUCGGCGCCACGGCCGGGUUCAACCGCUUCACGGGCCAUUUUCAACGCCCGGACGCUGGGCCGGGCCAGUUCUCGGACGAAGCCAAGUCCCGCAGGCAGAUGGGGGCGUACUUCGACGUCGACGCCGUUGCCAGCGCCGACGACGGACGUAGCUACAAGGCCGAGAGGGCAAACAAGCGCAUCUCCAAGUCGGAGCUGAAGGCGUUCAAGGAGAAGAGAAAGGCGAGGAAGGAGGAGAAGCGGAGGGCUUGGCUGAAGGACUAA
This is a messenger RNA of Ustilaginoidea virens, 696 nucleotides long. RefSeq lists its product as uncharacterized. The record is from RefSeq and is a predicted model, not a curated record. Gene Ontology annotation, molecular function: protein binding. The transcript has 2 exons. NCBI's taxonomy places the organism in Eukaryota, Fungi, Ascomycota, Sordariomycetes, Hypocreales, Clavicipitaceae. Bases 1 to 696 code for a protein of 231 amino acids.